Messenger RNA from Psammomys obesus (fat sand rat), 930 nucleotides. RefSeq names its product olfactory receptor 13J1-like. Lineage: Eukaryota; Metazoa; Chordata; Mammalia; Rodentia; Muridae. Gene Ontology annotation, biological process: G protein-coupled receptor signaling pathway. Gene Ontology annotation, molecular function: G protein-coupled receptor activity; olfactory receptor activity. Gene Ontology annotation, cellular component: membrane. The record is from RefSeq and is a predicted model, not a curated record.
AUGGAGCCCAGCAACAGGACAGCAGUCUCGGAAUUCACCUUAAAGGGAUUUUCUGGCUACCCAGCCCUAGAACACCUACUCUUUCCUCUGUGCUCAGCUAUGUACCUGGUGACCCUGCUGGGGAACACGGCCAUCGUGGUGGUGAGCGCGCUGGAUGCCCGCCUGCACACGCCCAUGUACUUUUUUCUAGGUAAUCUCUCCAUUUUGGACAUCUGCUACACAUCUACUUUCAUACCCCUGAUGCUGGUCCACCUCCUGUCACCCCGGAAGACCAUCUCCUUUAUUGGCUGUGCCAUCCAAAUGUGCCUGAGCCUUUCCACAGGCUCCACAGAGUGCCUGCUGCUCGCCAUCAUGGCCUAUGACCGCUACCUGGCCAUAUGCCAGCCACUCAGGUACCCUGUGCUCAUGAGCCACAGGCUCUGCCUGACGCUGGCAGGAGCCUCCUGGGUGCUCUGUCUCUUCAAGUCAGUUGCAGAAACGGUCAUCGCCAUGCGGCUGCCCUUCUGUGGCCACCACGUGAUCAGACACUUCACCUGCGAGAUCCUGGCUGUGCUGAAGCUGGCCUGUGGGGACACCUCCAUCAGCGAUGCCUUCCUGCUGGUGGGAGCCAUCCUCCUGCUGCCUGUACCCCUGUCCCUCAUCUGCCUGUCCUACAUACUAAUCCUGGCCACCAUCCUGAGGGUGCCCUCAGCCACUGGGCGCCGCACUUUCUCCACCUGCUCGGCGCACCUGGCUGUGGUCCUGCUUUUCUACAGCACCAUCAUCUUCAUGUACAUGAAACCCAAGAGCAAGGAGGCCUGUGUCUCUGACCAGGUCUUCACAGUCCUCUAUGCGGUGGUGACCCCCAUGCUGAACCCCAUCAUCUACAGCCUGAGGAACAAGGAAGUGAAGGAGGCUGCCAGGAACCUGGCAGCUCACCGCUGUCUGUAA